ACGAAGCCAUUGACAUUUGCUGACUGUGUUGGUGAUGAGCUUCCUUUAGGAUGGGAAACUGUUUACGAUCAACAGAUUGGAGUUUAUUAUAUGGACCACAUAAAUCAGCUCACACAAAUUGAGGACCCAAGGGAGCAAUGGAGAAGGGAGCAGGAACGCAUGCUAAAGGAAUAUUUAGUAGUUGCCCAGGAGGCACUCAAUGCCAAGAAAGAGAUUUACCAAAUAAAGCAGCAGCGUUUUGAACUGGCCCAAGAAGAAUAUCAACAGCUGCACAAAAUGUGUGAGGACGACAGCCGUUCUUAUGCCAGCUCAUUCUCUGGAUUUUCAACUAAUACCAAGUAUGACCCAUAUCAAAUUAAAGCAGAAAUAGCCAGCCGACGUGACAGACUUUCUAGGCUAAAACGAGAAUUGGCACAGAUGAAGCAGGAGCUGCAAUAUAAGGAAAAAGGAGUGGAAACUCUGCAAGAGAUUGACCGUAAGAUGUCAAGUGCUCAUACAAAUUACAGACUGGAUGAAGCACAAGCUAUAAUGAGUGAGCUUCGAAGCAUAAAGAAAGCUAUAUGCACAGGUGAAAAAGAAAGGCAGGACCUUAUGCAGAGCCUGGCCAAGUUAACAGAUGGAUUCAGGAAUAGCUGUUGUAUUACAGAUUCCCUGCAGGAUCUCCAGCACAAUUCUAGUUCGCUCAGCGACUCCUGUUUACCUCAACAACACUGUGAUGCUUGUUCUCAGACUGACAUCACUGGAGAGUUUGGGUUUGAUGACAAAACAAGACUUGUAGAUAAAGUAAGACUGAACUGGCAGUAUGAAGAGGCCAAGAAAAGAGUUUCGAAUAUACAACAGCAGCUGGCCUUGCUAGACAAUGAGUCUUGGCCAGGAAUGGCUGAAGCAGACAGAGACCGUCUUCAGCUCAUCAAAGAGAAGGAGGCUCUUCUUCAGGAGCUGCAGCUCAUCAGUCAGCAGAGACGAUCCCCAGAAGACAUUGCACGUUUGGAGGAAGAAAAAAGACGCUUGGAGGAUGAAAUUCAGCGGGCUCGAGCAACGUCUGCUCAUGGGGCCACUGAAAGGAUACUGUUACAGGAAAAGAGAAAUUGUUUGCUUAUGCAACUAGAAGAAGCUACGCGUUUAACCUCAUAUUUACACUCCCAGUUAAAAAGUCUGUCAGCUAGCACGCUCACGAUGUCCUCUGGCAGCAGCAGGGGAUCCCUGGCCUCCAGUCGAGGAUCCUUGGCCUCCAGCAGAGGCUCCCUCAGCUCGGUCAGCUUUACGGACAUCUAUGGCCUUCCGCAGUACGACAAAUCAGACAGCGCUACAGACUAUGGGCAGCACUUACGCUUCGACAUCAUUCCCUUCGAGUCUCUGACCAAGGAUGUGCCGUACGCUGAACCCAUUGGACACUCCAAUUUCAAUAAGCAGCGGAGGUCUCUGGAUACCCCACAGUCCCUGGCAUCCCUGUCAUCACGAUCCUCCUUGUCAUCGUUGUCCCCUCCAAGCUCGCCUCUGGACACCCCGUUUCUCUCUGCAUCUCGAGAUUCUCCCUUGGCUCAGAUGUCCGAAGGUUUUGAGGAGAUGGCAAACAUAGGAGCCCUGGAGAUGCUCAGAGCUCAGACCACAGUGUUGGGUGACGAUGAUACACAAGGAACAAGCUCAUCUCAAACGUCCACUUAUCCUGUGGACAGUGAAGGGCUACGAGAAAUGGGACCACAGCUGACUGCUGUCCAAACUGGUGGAGCUGUAACUCUGCGAGGAGACAGUGGUAGAAGAUCGGAGAGGAGAGCCAGGCGAGUUUCAGCAUGUCUCUCAGAUCAUUCACUGGCUAGUGACAGUGGCGUGUUUGAAGCUUUAAGCAAAAGGAAUGAAGAUCUGGAAGAGCCUGUUUAUGGCGAUGCUGCCAGUAAUGAAGAACCGCAAAUACAUGUUGGAUUUCUGCAUGAUGGUGGAAGCGAAUGUCUGUUAGUCCACGUAUUACAGCUGAAGAACUUCACUAGUCUAGUUGUUAAAGAAAACUGCAAAAUUCAUGUGAGAGUUUAUUUGCCACCACUUGAGUCAGGCACACCAACCACUUACUGCUCUAGAGCUUUGGAAUUCCAAACUCCAUUAAUAUUUAAUGAAGUUUUCCGAAUCCCAGUGCAUUCAAGUGUUUUGAAAUUAAAAUCACUGCAGCUGUAUAUCUGUUCAGUUGACCAUCAGCAACAAGAAGAACUAUUGGGCAUUGCUCAGAUAAACCUGACUGAUGCAGAGAGUUCUGGUGAGAUGCAGCUUCACUGGUAUACUGUUCAGAUCUUCACUGGUUCAGACCCCCAGAGAGCAAAGAACAAAAAACAGUGUGAAGAAAAUAUUCCUCGGUCUUCUGGAAAUGUAACUACAGUUAAAACAGAUGCAGUGACAGCCCUGUUAGCUAGGACCACCGCCCAGCUGGAAGCAGUUGAGAGAGAGUUGGCAGAAGAGAGAGUGAAACUGGAGUACACAGAGGAGGAAAUCCUGGAGAUGGAAAGAAAGGAAGAUCAGGCAGAAGCUGUAUCAGAAAGGAGUUGGCAAGCAGAAUCUGUUGACAGUGGAUGCAGUAAUUGCACCCAGACUAGUCCUCCUUAUCCAGAGCCAUUUUGCGGGGAUUCGUUAGCUGGGCACAUGUUUUCAACUCAAGCGGGCCAGUACAGUUCUGGAAAAAUGCAGCCUCCACCACUAAAGGUGGAUAAGGAAACUAACACUGAGGAUCUGUUUCCUGAAGAAGUUGCUAUUCUUCCAAAAGAGAGAACCAGCCGCAGGCCACGGGGUUCUGCUUUUGUUCGCAGCAGCACUAUUGUUCGUUCCCAGACCUUCUCGCCUGGAGCACGGAGUCAAUAUGUUUGCAGACUGUAUCGCAGUGACAGUGACAGUUCAACUCUGCCAAGGAAGUCCCCUUUCGUCCGGAAUACAUUGGAGAGGCGUACUCUGCGGUAUAAGCAGUCCUGCAGAUCAUCUUUGGCUGAGAUUAUGGCAAGGACAUCCUUAGACCUGGAGCUGGAUCUCCAGGCAUCCAGAACUAGACAGAGACAGCUGAACGAGGAGAUAUGUGUUUUAAGAGAGUUGAGACAGCGUCUGGAAGAUGCCCAGCUCAGAGGGCAGACAGAUCUACCCCACUGGGUCCUUCGGGACGAGCGAUUCCGAAACUUGCUGAAGGAAGCGGAAAGGCAGACGAGACAGACCAAAUUUGAACAUCACCAAGAGCAAGCAGCAGAAAAGAUGCUAAAGAAAGCAUCAAAAGAAAUAUACCAGUUGCGUGGGCAAAAUCAGAAGGAACCUAUUCAGGUGCAGACUUUUAGAGAGAAGAUAGCUUUUUUUACAAGACCAAGGAUUAACAUACCUCCUCUGCCAGCUGAUGAUGUAUGACAUGUUGCAUUGUAAACAUGAAGUAUUUAUCGCUUUUAUUUUAAUGAAGUUAUUAGAUUAGCCAAGUUUCUUU
Molecule: messenger RNA, 3439 nt
Organism: Antrostomus carolinensis (chuck-will's-widow)
Lineage: Eukaryota; Metazoa; Chordata; Aves; Caprimulgiformes; Caprimulgidae
Gene: WWC3
Product: WWC family member 3
Exons: 22
Coding region: 91-3366 (1091 amino acids)
Biological process (GO): negative regulation of organ growth; cell migration; regulation of DNA-templated transcription
Cellular component (GO): cytoplasm
Molecular function (GO): molecular adaptor activity; kinase binding
Source: RefSeq, a predicted model, not a curated record